Fusarium sp. VM40 is the source of this 1302-nucleotide messenger RNA. The record is from the annotation of a GenBank genome assembly. NCBI's taxonomy places the organism in Eukaryota, Fungi, Ascomycota, Sordariomycetes, Hypocreales, Nectriaceae.
AUGGACCCCGAGAAGGGCGAGGCGACUCCCCGAGUGUCCAAGAUCAACAGGAUCAAGAUUUUCUCCAACCUCAAGAAUAUUGUUGUCAGCUCUAUGCUCGCUAUCUGUCUUCUUGCUGUCAUGUUUGGUAUGGGUGUUCUUGGUGCAACCUACGCCGAGAAGAAGCUUUCUUCUGAAGAUUCGGUCACCAUUGUCGCAGGUCCUGAGCCCGAUCAUGAUUAUGCCCUGGCCCGCCGCGAUGAACCUCUCGGUGCUUCGUACCCUAUCUCGACUAAGACUGCUCUGUCCACUCUCUACAGUGUUAGCUACUUCCCCACUCACGAGGUGGUAACUGAGGUCGAAACUGUUACUGGCACCACCUAUGUCACCGUACCCAAUGAGGUUCAUGUGUCUGUUUCUGUCGCCACCAUUGAGAGCAGCUCCGAGUACUGUGAGAUCCAGGUUGUCACCAUGACUGAGAGUUAUACUAUCACCAUCACCCCGGAUGGAGAGUACUCGGCCACCUCUGAUGCUCUUCCUGAAGCCACUGUUACUGGUAACCCAGAGACUGUGACUGACACCCAAACCGGCUUCACUUUGACAAACCCUCUACCUGAUGCCACUAUUUCUGGUAACCCUGAAACUGUCACUGAAACCCAGACCGACUUCAGCCUCACCCAUCCUCUGCCUGAAGCUACUGUCACUGGGAACCCGGAGACUGUGACUAACACUCAAACUGACUUUACUCUCACCAACCCUCUGCCUGAUGCCACGGUUUCUGGUAACCCUGAGACUGUUACGGAUAUUCGUUUGAGCUUCACAGUCCCUGGUAUUCACACUACCAUCACCAUCUCAGAUAUUUAUCCCCCUGGGCAAGAUCUAAGCACCAUCCAAGGGACAGUCACUAGUCACAAGUCCCUCACGACCAUGACCGUCACGGAACCAUGUGACGUGUCCCUUACGAUCAUCACUGUGACGGGACCAUAUGAGAAGCCGUCCUUCGAUGUGCCUGUGGUGCCUGUAACGCCGACAAGUACUUGGACCACGACUGUCUAUGAACCUGGCACACCUUGGACCUCUACUACGACUGUCCGGGUUCCAGUCAUUGAUUCUCCUCCCUAUCCAACGACGAACAAUACCACGAUUCCUGGUGUCUCCGGCACCAUCCCCUUACCCCCUGGGCCUUCUUCUACUACUCCCGUCGCCGUGAGUAUCUCUGCUGGCACCAAGAAGCCCGAGCCUCGCGGCUGGGGAGGCACAAGUGGCACCACCAACCUCAGCUGCACUAUUAUGCUGGUAGCGAUCAUGAUGUUUGUCCUCUAA